This is a messenger RNA of Mauremys mutica (yellowpond turtle), 954 nucleotides long. RefSeq names its product olfactory receptor 2D2-like. Bases 1 to 954 code for a protein of 317 amino acids. Gene Ontology annotation, biological process: G protein-coupled receptor signaling pathway. NCBI's taxonomy places the organism in Eukaryota, Metazoa, Chordata, Testudines, Geoemydidae. Gene Ontology annotation, molecular function: G protein-coupled receptor activity; olfactory receptor activity. The transcript has a single exon. The record is from RefSeq and is a predicted model, not a curated record. Gene Ontology annotation, cellular component: membrane.
AUGGAGGCGAUGGGGGAUGAGAACCGCACCUCGGUCUCCGAGUUCAUCCUGGUGGGUCUGUCUGGCCGGCCGCGGAUGCAGCGCCUCCUAUUCGCGGCCAUCCUGGCCACUUACCUGGCCACCCUGGCAGGCAACCUGCUGAUCGUAGGCCUGGUGCGGGCCGACUCGUGCCUCCACACCCCCAUGUACUUUUUCCUCAGCCACCUCUCCUUCCUGGAGAUCUGCUACACCAGCUGCACCAUCCCCCAGGCUCUGGCCCACCUCCUGACCCGCAGCAAAUCCAUCCCCUUCGCUCGCUGCGCCGCCCAGAUGUACCUCGCCCUCUCGCUCGGGAGCACCGAGGCCAUCCUGCUGGCCGCCAUGGCCUACGACCGCUUCGUCGCCGUGUGCUGGCCGCUGCGCUACGCCGCCGUCAUGGGGCGGGGCCGUUGCUGGGCGCUGGCCUUGUCCUCCUGGGCUGCGGGGUUCCUCCUCUCAGUGGUCAAUACGGCCUGCACUCUGCGGCUGCCCUUCUGUGGGCCCAACCGGAUCAACCACUUCUUCUGCGAGCUGCCGGUGGUGCUGGAGCUGGCCUGCGCCGACACGCGCCUCACCGAGGCCGUGGUCUUUGGGGCGGCCGUGUUCAUCCUGCUGCUCCCGCUGGCCGUCAUCCUGGCCUCCUAUGGCCUCAUCCUGGCCUCUGUGCUGCAGGGACAGGUGGCCGCUGGGCGAUGCAAAGCAUUUUCCACCUGUGCCUCCCACCUGGCUGUGGUGGCCAUCUUCUACGGCACCGUCAUCUCCAUGUACAUGAGGCCCCGCUCCGGCGCCGUCCCCGACCGGGACAAGCACAUCGCUGUUUUCUAUAUUGUGGUUACGCCGGCCCUCAACCCACUCAUCUACACCCUGAGGAACAAGGAGGUCAAGGGGGCCGUGGCCAAGCUGAUGCACAGGGCCGGAUUGACCAAGAAGUCCUAA